GCAUGCAACGGGAGCCUCCAGUCAGCUGAUAAUCGAGGAAGUGCGACCAGUUACUUAUUGGAGAUCGAAGCUUUAAAUGUUGAUGCGAAUAUCAGGCUGGUGACAUGCAGAUGCACUUUGUCUUUUCUGAGAAUGUGACGCUGCUCUUUGAUUUUUGGACAGUUCAGACACUGGCAGGUCUGAUACUAUCCUGCCUGGUUGUCCUACUCCUAACUGUUGUAUAUGAAAUCUCCAAGGUGUGGAAGUGUAAUCUUCUCAGCCGGGCAUUGCAGACAUUUCCUAUAAGAUCUAUUCACGAACCUACUCCAUCCUCAACUGCUGACCCUGAGACCAGCUCAAACAUAGUCUCUGAUCCCUUUCUGCCUCCAGCCUCCCUACCCCAGCAACAUACUGAGAGGCUGUCUGUGACUGAGGAGCACAUCCAGCCUAGUUCCAGAUGGUGGUUCCUGCAUUCUUUUCUCUCCCUGCUGCGCAUGGUCCAGGUUGUACUUGGAUACCUGCUCAUGCUCUGUGUCAUGUCAUACAAUGCCGCCAUCUUCAUCGCCGUGAUCCUAGGAUCGGGCCUCGGGUAUUUUCUUGCUUUUCCCCUACUUUCAAAAUACCCCAAACCCCACAUUAUGUAAGUGAGGGAAUUGGAGUUUAAGACACACAUUUUCAUUACCACUGGCAGUGCUGCAACUUAACUACAUUUCCAGCUAUCCAAAAUGGAAGAACAAUGGAUACAUUGCUGCAGUGUGACAUCUGUGCCUUGAAGGAGGGACCCUGUGUCCUUGUGCCUAUGUUUCCCCAAACUGUCAACUCGUGGCCAUGUGGGUGUUGCUGCACCACAGUUGUAUUUAUUUUAGUGCAGGAUCUUGGGUGUUGGGCUUCAGCGACUGGUUGCCGAGAAUCCCGGGAGCUGGCCUUGAGCCAUUGGCUGGCUAUGGAUGAGAGUUUGACGUGCUUACCCAAUGGGAAAGGUUGAUCUUUGUCUUCCUAAUGCUUGAUUUGCACAAAGCCACAUUACAAGCCUAUUAUUGUGUUACUGCCACCACUUGUCUAUUUGAUAUGUUCACAGAACCUCUCAGGGGGCAUCUUAUACCACUUUGAAAUGGACUUGUUGCCAGAGACCUAAGUUAAAGUGAUUGUCCAAAUGGAUCCUACCACAGUCACACUCCAAGCGGAAGUAUAUUACAUAGUUUGCUACCCAAAACUACCAAUCAUCUGGAAAGUAUGGUGUGCUGUUUGAAAGCAGAUGCUUUGCCACGUGUCACUUUAUGUCAUGAUCUUAAUCAAACAAGCUUUUGGUAUUGUUUACUCUGGCUCAAAACUCUACUCUACUGCCAAGCUCCUUUCACCCCCAUAAAUGUAUCACACUUCUCCAUGUUUCUUAUAAUAAAGGUUUCUUUUAUUUAU
Messenger RNA from Xenopus laevis (African clawed frog), 1395 nucleotides. RefSeq names its product solute carrier family 31 member 2 S homeolog (gene slc31a2.S). NCBI's taxonomy places the organism in Eukaryota, Metazoa, Chordata, Amphibia, Anura, Pipidae. The record is from RefSeq and is marked provisional. Gene Ontology annotation, molecular function: copper ion transmembrane transporter activity. Gene Ontology annotation, biological process: copper ion transmembrane transport. Gene Ontology annotation, cellular component: membrane; late endosome membrane.